Molecule: messenger RNA, 623 nt
Organism: Carica papaya (papaya)
Lineage: Eukaryota; Viridiplantae; Streptophyta; Magnoliopsida; Brassicales; Caricaceae
Product: SAUR-like auxin-responsive protein family
Biological process (GO): response to auxin
Source: RefSeq, a predicted model, not a curated record
CCAUUAAAUGGCCCUUCAAAAAACUAUGGUUCUUCCCAUGGCUACAACUAUAUAAACCUUUUUCCUUUCCACUUUCUAUCACCAUCCAUAUGCUCUCUUUUUCUCUUCACUACUUAGUUUAGCACAUUCAACUCUGUCUCUCUCCCUUUCUCUUCCCCAUGAAUAAAAAUAUGAAGGGUAAGUUCGUACAGGCAUGCUUGAACAAAUGGAGGAAGAUGGGGAGCAGAGUCAUACCUUGCGCAGCAUGUGAGUACUGUUAUCAAUGGGGUUUUUGGUCCGCCAACGAAGGUAGCUCAAUUCCAAGAGAUGUCCCAAAGGGUCACUUAGUUGUGUAUGUAGGACAGAACCAUAAGAGAUUUGUGAUAAAAAUUACCUUACUCAAGCACCCACUCUUCAAGGCAUUGUUGGACCAAGCCCAGGAUGAAUAUGACUUCACCACUGACUCCAAACUCUGCAUUCCUUGUGACGAAAACAUCUUCCUCGAGGUAGUUCGAUGUGCUGCCUCACCGCUGCAGGAUCGGAGAACUUCUCUCUGUCUUUAGGAAUUCUUCAAUUGUGCUUUAGAAAAAUUUGAUUGAUUCAUGAGACUCAAGGUCUAAUGAGAAAGUUAAAUUUAUAUGCAA